Messenger RNA from Ostrinia nubilalis (European corn borer), 11165 nucleotides. Its product is annotated as titin. NCBI's taxonomy places the organism in Eukaryota, Metazoa, Arthropoda, Insecta, Lepidoptera, Crambidae. The record is from RefSeq and is a predicted model, not a curated record. Gene Ontology annotation, cellular component: extracellular region. The coding region runs from base 151 to 9663 and encodes 3170 amino acids. The transcript has 7 exons. Gene Ontology annotation, molecular function: protein binding.
CGUCAGUGCCGGCCCGGCCGCGCCGCAAGCAUCACGCUCCGGUGAUCGAACUCUUGCCACUGGACAGUGAACAAUAACAACAUCCCUCCUCCGCCGGCUCACCACGGGUGCACUACAGUAUUUCACUAAACUGAUAGAGACGGGCGGCAGAUGGAUCAGCGGCGCGCGGCGGGCGCGCUGCUCGCGCUAGCCGUGUGCAUCGCGAGCACGGCUGCUGCUCCUACGGCUAGCAACCAGACUGCAUUAGAUUUAUACGAUGGUCCAGUUGAGGGAUGUUACUAUAAUUUCCAGCACUAUGGCGAGGGAGACCGCAUUAUGACCAACGAGCCCUGCCUGAACUGUACUUGCCACAACCGCAUGUUGAUGUGCUACCUGCGGGUAUGCCCGUUCACGAAGCCCAUCGGCCAGGACUGCACUGUUGAGAAGCGGGCGGACCAGUGCUGCCCUAUCGUCACUUGCCCAGAUGUUCCAGUUGAUCUACUAACAUCAACGUCAACAACAUCGCCUGCCGAGUAUGGCGCCACUGGUCUUGGAAAAUUAGACAAAUACGGGUGCAGCAUCAACGGAAAAUACUUCCCCGAGGGCUCGAAAGUACCGCCGACUCCGAACAAACCAUGCGAACACUGCUACUGCAUUCGAAAUAUGACGACCUGUGUUAUGCAAGAGUGUACUCUUCAUGUGGAUGGAUGUACUCCUAUCUACCACAAAGACGUCUGCUGUCCUGUCCGCUACUCUUGUGAUCAUCCAGAGGAUUCAACGCUGCUUUUGGAUGACAUGACCACGACUGUACGACCCACACCUGGUUUCCUAUUGACUACCACCACUUUGUCACCAGUGACCCAAAUGUCCCAGGAUUGCGUUCACGAUGAUCAAAUCUUCCCUGAUGGUGCUUUAAUCAAAACUGAAAAGGCAUGUGAACAUUGUUAUUGUAUGAAGGGAGACAUUGUUUGUGUGGUGCAAGAAUGUGGAACGCCCAUGGAAAAUGAAGGCAAAAACUGCACCUCACAACCACCAAGAGAAGGACAAUGUUGUCCAGAUACUUAUAUUUGUGAAGGAGAUGAAGUCACCACAGAGCCACCUUCUGAAUUCACAACGCAAUCAUAUUUGGAAGAACUCACCACCUUAUCUCCUCCCAGAAGAGUUGGAGUUGAAGGCAGUGGCUACAGACAUGAACCUGGUGAACCUGCUUUCACUGAACCUCCUAUGAUAACAGAACCUGAAGGAAGUGGUUAUGAAGAACCAACGGAGUCAUCUAUCAUUGAUGAUACUUACAAAUUAACGCCAGAAACGCCUGAUAUCAGUAGUGAACCUACAGACGAAUCUUCUUAUCCCAGCAAGACCACACUUAGAACACCUACAUUAGAAGAAGUUGAAAAGACUACAGAACCCGAUAAGGGUCUCAACACUGUUCCAAGUGACGCAAGUGAUGAAGAAAUGUUUAAACCUUCGAUUACGGAAAAAACUCCAUCGGAAGAACCAGAGGUUACCGAAACAACAAGUGAUGAAAAAACGGAUGAAAGUAAAGAAAAAACACCCUCGCCCGAAGACGCCUCUACGCCAGUGGUGACAAUUAAGUCUGAAGAAAGUUCAAGCACCACAGAAUCAGCUUUCAGGAAGGAGGAUUCUUUGGGAGAACCUACCGAAAUCUAUGAUCUAAAUGAACCUGAAAAGGUGUCUACGCAGUCACCAGAGGUCGAGAAGGAAACUGAAGAAGAUGUUACAAGCUCGAAAACUAAGGCACCAUUUAUGGAAGAACUUGAAAAACAAACAACAUUGACACCAGAAUUUACACAGAAGGACAUUGAAGAAGAAAUUCCACCACAGAAAUCUACUACCGAAUCAGCAUUAGAAAUAACAACGUCUGAAGAUAGCAAGUCAACUGAAAAAAUAACUACAGACUCUGUUGAGCUUGCUCAUACUGGAACGACUGCAGCAACUAUAGAAAAAGUAGACGUGUCUGAAACUACAAGCGCGGAAGAAAAUGAAGUUGAAGAUAUUUCAACAACUCUUCCGCCUGGCCGUAUUCCAGGAGAAGGCGAUUGCUUACUCAAUGAUAUAACUUAUAGAAAUAAUAGCAAUGUACCAAGUUCAAAUAACUGCCAUACAGGCUGCAGAUGUGUUAGUAGUAUAAUAAAAUGUGAUCCAAUUAUUUGCAGUCCCCCUCCAGAGUAUAUGAAUAAUUGCCAACCUACCUAUGAUUCGCCUGAUGCAUGCUGUCCAACAUACGUUUGCGAAACUGGAGAAACCAUACCUCCUCAACCACACAGUCAAAUGGCUGGAACAGAUAGCCCACUGCCAUCUUCACCGAUCGAAUGCCACGGUGAUGAAUGUGAAGUGAAAAAAGAACAUGACAUUCCUGUUGAGGGUGAUUGUGGAUCAGCUGGAUGUGGUGAUGGACAUGUCGCAGUGCCGGAAACCCCAUCAGAAGAUUGCCAUGAUGGUAAAUGUUCAUUCCCAGCUCAACCAUGUACUGAUGGCAACUGUCAAGAAACGCCGACAACUCAAUGCGAAAAUGGCAAAUGCGGUAUUGAACCCGAAAUUAUACCUGUUAAACAUACACCACUUUGUGGCGAAAAUGAAUCGGAUUGUAAACUACCCGUACCUGAGACAGUACCGUGUGAAGGUGAGGAAUGUAUUAGUGUUCAUACUGGAUGCAGUGGUACAGAUUGUGGCACAGAUGAUCUCAAUAAACCUAUUAUUCCGGAACAAGAAGGUGGAAGCUGUGAAGGAGAUUGUAAGACACCACAAGGUGAAAUAACUGAACCUUGUACGGAAACAUCGUGCAGAAGAAAAGAAACCGGGGAAGUGGAGGGUUCUGUACCUUCGGACUGUUCAGACUCUGAAUGUCUCCAAAAGGUGCCAUCCAGUGAUGAUGAUAAGAAUAUACCAGUAACAGAAGAUAUGGGUAUUAAAUCUACAGAACAGCUUGAAAUAACUACCGCAAGACAUGAAAUUGAAACAGAAUUACCUGAAAAAGAAACUAAAUCACCUGAAGGUGUGAGUGACCACGAACCAACUGAAAAAAUAGAACCUACAUUAGAAGAGGGUAGCACAAUUAGUCCAUUAUCUCAAGCAACAGAAGCACCAGCAUCUCCGGAAGACAAAAUUGGUGGAACCGAACCGGCUCUUGAUGUUGACCAUACUACAGCGCCUAAAUUUGAUAAAGAUGAUAAAGUUACGAAAUCACCAGAGAUAGAAGAGGAAGUAUCCACCUCAGAGCCCGAAGUCGCAGCAACUGUUGAAACUAAGUACGGUGACACUGACGCUGUUACGAAGAGACCUGAAGAAGUAGAAAUGGACUCGCAUGUUACCAAAUCGGAAGACGUUACACCUAAAUCUGAUUUGGAAACUGAAACUAGUGAAUCUACUGAAAAACCACAGUAUAUCGAUAUAACCAUUAAGCCACAGGACUCUUCCACAAGUAUUCCUGAAACAGAAGAAACAAAGACAGAAUCAGAAGAACACCAUGAAGUCAUGUCUACUAGAGUACCUGAACAAAAACAAACUGAAAGCUCAAUGCCACAUGAGCAUGACAAGGUUACCGAAGAGCCUGUGCCAUAUACAUCAGAAUCAGAUAUGAAACAUGAGGUUACGGAACCACAUGUUACAGAAUCAAAUGAAAUCUUCGACAAGGCAACUGAAAUUUCGGAACCAGUAGAAUUAGAUGAACACAAAAUGACUGCAGAAUACGAGCAAGAAGUAACCACAGAGGGCAAAUUAGCGUCUAGUUCGUUGGAGCCUGAUACCUAUACCUCUCAUACGGUUUCGGAGAAAGAAAUUGAACAAGAACCAUUUACAAACGCGCCUACAGAGCAUCAUCUUGGUGAAAGUGUCACAGAGUCCGUUCCUGAAAAGACGUCAGAGCCAUUUGAAGAUGUAACAAGACUAAUUCCAGAUAUGGUUAAAACAGAAAAACAAGAGCCAUUCACAGAAACUCCUGGAGAAUACAUUACACAAUCACAUGAAUUAAGUCCCGAACCCGCUUUGCCUGGCCAAGAACCUGAGUAUUCUACCGACGAACCGAUGGUACAGCCUAGCGAACCUGUUUCAGAAGAUGAUACCAAGUUACAUGCCACUUCAGAAUCACCAAUAACUGACACUAAAGAAAAGGAUACUACCCAGGCAUCUGAUGAAGAUAUUAAAGGAGAAACCACAACAAGAGCUUCAAUGUUGGGUGAAAAGACGACUGCUUCAGAACCAGAAGAAGUUGACGAUAAGCAUAAAGAACAACCUAUUGAGAGUCCUGAUACUAAUGAGAUAACACAAGACACAACACAGAAACCAGCUGUCACUAGCUCUGACGAAGAAGAUCAACAUGCGGAAGAACCUAAAGUAACAGAAUUAGAUGAAACUGUUACUGAAACUCCAGUUACAUUAGUAAGCGAACAGCCAUCAAGUAGUCCGGAAGAAACGCAUAAGACAGAGAAACCUGAACUAGGAAUAACUGAACCACAAGAAAUUAGCACGGAAGAACCUUCGAUACUUCCAGGGGAAGAAUCUCAAGUAACAGAUAAAAUACCAUCCGAGCCAUUUAUCCCAGUUCACCCAGAAACACCUGAAUCGUCUACGACACAAUCUGACAUCAUAAAUGAAAUCCCGCACGUCGACGUUGAUAUCCAAACACCAUCGCCAUAUGAAGAUGUAGAAAUUGAAACCAAGACCCCCGACCGAACAGGUUUCGAAGAUACAACCGAAGUGGAAGAUCUGGAGACAAAGGCUCCAGAAGCAAUUACAACUAAAACGCCUACGGUAUAUGAGGAACCAGGAAAGACCUCAGCUCCGGAAGAUAUUGUAACAGAACAACAAGAAAAAGAAUCAGUUACUACAGAAAAGACAAAGGAACAACCAUCUGAACACGAACAAGAACAAACCUCUGAAAUGCAGGAAACUACAGUUCCUUCAAUAGUCCAAAAAGAGAGUUCAGAAGAACCAACCGAACCUCUUGUUACGGAAAGUGACGUACCAUAUGUCACCAGAGCUCCAGAAUCACACGUGAAAGAACCAGAGGAAGCAGAACCACAUGUGAAAGUACCAGAAGAACCAGUUACUGAAACUGCUGAAGCAUUAACAACAAUGGGUAUUAGCGAACCACACGAAAAACUGUCACCAGAUCAAACUGGAACAGAAGGGUCCGAAGAAAUACCUUCAAGAACUCCCGAGCACAAACCCGAUGAAGACCAUCACGUUAAAAAACCUGAAGAGAAGCCUGAAAUACCUCAAGAAACUUCCACACGAACACCUGAAGAAAUAUCUACGGUGUUAUUAGAGGCUGUUACUGAACCUACACAUGAGGUCAUUCCUGUGGAGCCACAAGAACCAGUCUUUGAGCCAAAGGAUAAGGAAGAAGAAACCAAGGCUACAGAAAAACCAAGUGACGAAAAACCAUCAUAUUCACCCGAAGGUUCUACGGGAUUAGAUACAGCGGUAACUGAGCCAUCACAUAAAACUGAAGAAGACCUAGUUUCUGAACAAGAAAAAGCAACAACUGAAGAAUCGUCCGAACAAGCUCUAGAAUCAUCUACUAAAGUACCACAAGAUAUGACUUCAUCGUUAUCAGAUUCGGAUCUGCCAGAAAAAUACACUGUUUCGGUAUCACAAGAAACCACACCAAGUUCAUUACCAGGUUCCGUAACUGGUGAAGCAGAAAGCGAUAAACCUUCAGAAAAACCACAAGAAGCUGAUGAGGCAGGAAUGGAACUGACCACACGUAAAUCACCAGAAGCGAUGGUCACGGAGCCUUCGUCAGAACAGGCGACGGAAGGAUAUGAAUCGGAGAUGGCUACGGAAGAACCAAUGCUACAUGGAACGCAAGAAGCUGAAUCAGUUGAUCAACAUACUAUUCCUGAUGUAGUUGAAUUAGAAGAACAUAGCCACAAACCAGUUGAAGAAGUCUCUACUGAGGCCACUACUGAAGAAGAUUAUAGUACCGGUCCAUCUGAUGACAAGGAACCAAAACCGGUAGCAACUACAGAAAGACAAGCAGCAGUUACUGAAGCUGAAGAAGAAAAAUUAUCAACGUCCCGACCAUCAUUUGACGAAGAAAGUGAACAGACUGUUGCUCCAAUUACUAGUGGUACUAAAGACACUCAAGAAGAACAGCAACCGAUAUCCGAUAUUGAAAUUCCAGUACAGACUGAAAAAGUUCCGACUGAAACAGUUACAGAAUCUGAGUUGUCACAUGAAACAGCAAUGCUUGAAGAAGUUAGCACUGUAACAGGUAAAGUACCAAGUAUAGAAGAGGAGGAAAUUUCAACUUCAAAACCAGAAUUAGAAUCUGGCAAACCAGAGGAUAAACCAACUGAUGAAAAGCCCGAAGAUGAGCUAGCACCGAAACCACAGGAAGAAACAACUGAACAAUCUGUUGAAAAAUCUACUGAGAAGGCUCAAGAAGAAAUAACUGAGAAACCCAUAGAAGACGUGGAACAGAAGCCAUUAGAAGGAGGGGUAACACCUUCAGAAAAACCUGUAGGCUUACCCGAAGAAGCGCAAGAAGGAAAGCCUUCAGAAGAAGGCGAAGAAAAGCCAACAGAAAUGCCAUUAGAAGAACCUGUAGCAAUGACUGGAAAGCCUGUAGAAGAAGCAGAAGAAACGCCUACAGAGAUACCAGAUAAGAAACUUUUGGAAGAAGCUGAGGGACAACCUAUGGAGGGAACCGAGAAACCUUUGGAUGAAUCUGAAGAAAAGUACACAGAAAAACCAGAAUUCACUGAACCUAAAAAACCCCUACCAACACCACAAAUUCCGGAAGACCAAACUAAAGAGAAGCCUGAAGAAAUUCCAGAAGAAAAACCAACCGAAUUGCCAGAGAAGAAACCUGAGGAUGAAACCGAAAAGAAGCCUGAGGAUGAGACCGAGAUGAAACCUGAGGGUGAACCCGAGAAGAAGCCUGAGGAUGAGGUUGAGAAGAAGCCUGAGGAUGAGGUUGAGAAGAAGCCUGAGGAUGAGACCGAGAUGAAACCUGAGGAUGAGGUUGAAAAGAAGCCUGAGGAUGAGGUUGAGAAGAAGCCUGACGAUGAAUCUGAGAAGAAACCUGAGGAAGAGACCGAGAUGAAACCUGAGGACGAGGUUAAGAUGAAACCUGAAGACGCAGAGAAAAAACCUGAGGAUGAGGUCGAAAAGAAACCUGAGGAGGAGGCUGAAAAGAAACCUGAGGAUGAACCCGAGAAGAAACCGGAGGAUGAGGCCGAGAAGAAACCUGAGGAAGAGGCCGAGAAGAAACCUGAGGAUGAAGCAGAGAAGAAACCUGAGGAUGAGGCAGAGAAGAAACCUGAGGAUGAGGCAGAGAAGAAACCUGAGGAAGAGGCAGAGAAGAAACCUGAGGAAGAGGCCGAGAAGAAACCUGAGGAUGAAGCAGAGAAGAAACCUGAGGAAGAGGCAGAGAAGAAACCUGAGGAUGAUGCUGAAAAGAAACCUGAGGAUGAGGCUGAGAAGAAACCUGAGGAUGAGGCAGAGAAGAAACCUGAGGAUGAGGCAGAGAAGAAACCUGAGGAUGAGGCUGAGAAGAAACCUGAGGAUGAGGCUGAGAAGAAACCUGAGGAUGAGGCAGAGAAGAAACUUGAGGAAGAGGCAGAGAAGAAACCUGAGGACGAGGCAGAGAAGAAACCUGAGGAUGAGGCUGCAAUGAAACCUGAAGGCGAACCUGAGAAGAAACCUGAGGAUGAGGCUGAGAUGAAACCUGAGGAUGAGGUUGAGAAGAAACCUGAGGAUGAAUCUGAGAAGAAACCUGAGGAAGAGGCCGAGAAGAAGCCUGAGGAAGAGGCAGAGAAGAAACCUGAGGAUGAGGCUGCAAUGAAACCUGAAGGCGAACCUGAGAAGAAACCUGAGGAUGAGGCUGAGAAAAAACCUGAGGAAGAAGCCGAGAAGAAACCUGACGAAGAGGCAGAAAAGAAACCUGAAGAUGAAGCUGAGAUGAAACCUGAGGACGAGGUCGAAAAGAAACCUGAGGAUGAUAUCGAAAAGAAACCUGAGGAUGAAAUCGAAAAGAAACCUGAGGAUGAAAUCGAAAAGAAACCUGAGGACGAGAUCAAAAAGAAACCUGAGGAUGUGGCUGAGAUGAAACCUGAGGACGAGGUUGAGAAAAAACCUGAGGAUGAGGCGGAAAAGAAACCUGAGGAUGAGACCGAGAAAAAACCUGAGGACGAGGUCGAAAAGAAACCUGUGGUUGAAAUCGAAAAGAAACCUGAGGAUGAAGUCGAAAAGAAACCUGAGGAUGAAAUGGAAAAGAAACCUGAGGAUGAAGUCGAAAAGAAACCUGAGGAUGAGGUCGAAAAGAAACCUGAGGAGGAGGCUGAGAAGAAACCUGAGGAUGAGGCUGAGAUGAAACCUGAAGGUGAACCCGAGAAGAAACCUGAGGAUGAGGUUGAGAAGAAACCUGAGGAUGAUACCGAGAAGAAACCUGAGGAUGAUACCGAAAAGAAACCUGAGGGCGAACCUGAGAAGAAACCUGAGGAUGAAGCUGAGAUGAAACCUGAGGAUGAGGUUGAGAAGAAACCUGAGGAUGAAUCUGAGAAGAAACCUGAGGAAGAGGCCGAGAAGAAGCCUGAGGAAGAGGCAGAGAAGAAACCUGAGGAUGAGGCUGCAAUGAAACCUGAGGGCGAAGCUGAGAAGAAACCUGAGGAUGAGGCUGAGAUGAAACCUGAGGAUGAGGUUGAGAAGAAGCCUGAGGAUGAAUCUGAGAAGAAACCUGAGGAAGAGGCCGAGAAGAAACCUGAGGAAGAGGCUGAGAUGAAACCUGAGGAUGAGGUUGAGAAGAAGCCUGAGGAUGAAUCUGAGAAGAAACCUGAGGAAGAGGCCGAGAAGAAACCCGAGGAAGAGGCUGAGAUGAAACCUGAGGAUGAGGUGGAAAAGAAACCUGAGGAUGAGAUUAAGAUGAAACCUGAAGACGCAGAGAAGAAACCUGAGAAAGAGGCCGAGCAGAAACCUGAGGAAGAGGCCGAGAAGAAACCGCAAGAAGUACCCGAAAUGAAACCACAAGAAGUACCAGAAGAGAAACCUCAUGACAUGCCAGAAGAGAAACCCACAGAACCUGCAUCGACAGCCUCUCCUGAAAUAUCGAAACCUGGAUUCGGUGACAUGCAUCCCACAGAUGAGGUUCCAGACGACGAAAGUCCAUUCCCGCCCAGCGCAGGAACCAGCGGAUAUGGCACUGAGCCCGACUACGUGGAAGAAGACCAAGCUUUCGGACCCGGCACGUGUCGCUACGGCGGAAAAGUAUACGUCUCAGCCCAGCAAAUACCUAGAGAUGAUCCUUGCGAUUUCUGCUUCUGCUUCAGAAGCGACAUCAUUUGCUUACAACAGAGCUGCCCACCUCCAAUUCACGGUUGCCACGAAGAACCAAUACAAGGAUUCUGUUGUCCGCGAUACGAAUGUCCUGUGGCUAUGGCUACUACUCUUAAUGUUACGACGACCACGACGACAACUACCACGACAUUGCCGCCACACUUCCUUCCCCACGCGUACAAAGGAGCAGCACAAAGAAGAGGCUGCCAAAUAAAGGGGCAUACAUACAAAGUGGGCGAAGUUGUUCGCGCUUCAUCUGGACCAUGUUUACAUUGCACAUGCGGAGGAGACGGUCAAAUGAAAUGCGACCCCAAGGCGUGCACCCCCGAGCCGAUGCUGCGGCAGAUGAUCGCCGCCGCCGUCUCAGCCAAGCGGCGGAGGUGAAAUACCUCGCAGAGCUCGUCACUUUAACUGAACACGUGAUCACAAGGAUAGCGCCUAUGUGAUAAUUAUUUCCAUCUACUCUUCUAUGCACAAGAAUAAUGCUCAAAUUAUCCCGAUGGAGUAGUAUAAGAUUUCGUGUCAUAUGUAGUAAUCGAUAUUAUAUUUUACUUUUCAUAAAGUGUCGUGGCACCGUUCAAUUAAUGAAUCAAUCAUGACUGUGAUUAAAAUGUUAAAUUAUAAAUAAUAAUUUUCUAAAACUGAAUUUAUUACAAUUUUGAGUCUUUGUUAAGACUUAUUUAUUAAUAUUAUUAUUAUUUAUGUUUUUCUUAACAAAAGUCAGUGCCAAACGAUAGUGCUAAGUUGUAAACGACUAUGGCUUUAUGAUAAAGAUGUUCAAAACUUUGUUAUAUUAUGUCAUUCAAAAAAAUUUUGUAUUGACCAAAGCGAAGCUGUAAAAUCUCACUAUAAUAUUUACAUAAUUGCACAAAUCAAGCUUCGUAGGUCAUUAGAUCGCCGAAAUCUUGACCAUUUUACAUAAUGUAAACUUAAUUGUUUUACCGAUAAUAAGUUUAGUCAAUAUCUUUGUUUUUACACGAUGUUACAGUUAGUGGUUUAGUAUCGUGUAAAUAUGAAGUAAAUCUUAAGAUUCCCUGAUGUUGUAAAUGCCUUACUUAAUUUGUAAUAAUUUAUAUAUUUUAGGUGUAUAGUACUUAAGCCAUGUUUUGAGACCAGUGACUAUUAUAAUUUAGAAAUAAAACGAGUACGCCGGCCGCGGUCCGAAAAGCGCCGGUCGACGCGGCCGCCUUGGCCCGCGCUUUUCCUGCUUCUUCGUCUUAGUGAAAACGACGGCACCUUGUUUUCCUUAAUUCGUCGAAUGCGUUUUAUAGCACUUAGUGAGUGCUGGUCAAUAUUUUUAAUCGUUUUGUAAAGACCAUUUACAAUAUGAUAAAAAUAAUUAAAACAUAUUGUAGGAUCUUUUGUAACUUUUGAUAUUAAAGUGCUGGUAGACUUAAACACGUCGAAAGAUUCAGAUCGAGGUUGGUACGAAAGCUCAACAGGCUUUUGCGGUCGUGAAUAAAUAUUGAAGCACAAAUUAAAGCGGCUGCAUUAAUUUGUACCAACCUUUGCCUGUGAAUACUGGUUGUAGUUAUAUUUCUUUUUAUUUAUUUAAAGUUGUAGCAAUAGUUAUAAAAUUAUUGGUUUUUAAAUUGUGAUGUCGAUUCACUCAAAAAACAGUUUCCGUAAGACAUAUAAUUACGUAUGUCAUCUUACAACAUGAAUUUAUUUAAUAAUAUUUUACCGAGACAAGUGGGUCUAGACAAAGUGCAAAUUAUAAUCGCAAACCAGUCGAAAAGUGGUCGAAAAGCCCCUUUUUUGUAUGGAGUUUUGACGGAUUCGAUUUUCGAUUCGAUCAAAAAGUGCGUUUUGUCUAGGGGGGAAGAUAUUGUCUAGCUGUCUGUGCAAAUGAGUUUUAAAUAAAAUAUUCCAAAUGAACUGUGUAA